Molecule: messenger RNA, 1755 nt
Organism: Amphibalanus amphitrite
Lineage: Eukaryota; Metazoa; Arthropoda; Thecostraca; Balanomorpha; Balanidae
Exons: 5
Coding region: 1-1755 (584 amino acids)
Biological process (GO): telomere maintenance; DNA repair
Molecular function (GO): DNA helicase activity
Source: RefSeq, a predicted model, not a curated record
AUGGGAGCGAUCCGCUACUGCAUCAAGUACGUCACCAAGGCUCGGAUAGGAUCAUCGGCGCUGCAGCUGCAUCUCGGUGACGACGAGAGACGUGUCGUGUUCCGCGGCGACGAAAACCUGGAAGCGGUCAUCGCGGGCGAGCAGGCUAAUCCAUCCAUGCUCACAGCCUUCUUUGAGCUGUGCCAGCGUGACGCGUUCGCGGCGACACUCCUCUACCCAGAGGUGCCGCGAUACUACACGUGGCAGGUGCGACGCGGCCGGGGCGCAGACGCCCGUCCGGCCCACUGGAAACGCCGCGUCCGUGGCCAGCCUCACCCCGAGGUGCCGGGCGUGGUUGCCUCUGAGACUCUGUCGCGCGUGUACACCACGACGCCGCGCGCGGGCGAAGUUUUCUUUCUUCGCCUGCUCCUUCACAGCGUCCGAGGUCCGCGCUCUUACGAGCACCUCCGCACGGUCGAUGGCCGCGUGUGUGCCACCAUGCGCGAGGCGUGCUCCGCACUGGGGCUGCUCGAGGACGGAGCGCACUGGGCGCGCGCACUGGAGGAGAUCUCUGGCGGAGUACGGACUGCCGUGCCGCCGGUGCCGGACGCCGCCGCCGCCGCCGAUGGCGACGACGACGAGCCGCCCGGCGGUCCCGAGUACGACCCGGCCGCUCUGGCCGAUCGCGUUGAGCGCGACGAGCCGCGUCUGACGGAUGACCAGCGCGCCGUCUAUGACGAGGUGCUGCGACGGCUGGACAAUGACGAGUCGGGUGUCAUCUUCCUGCAAGCUCCAGGCGGCUGCGGGAAGACGUUCUUGGAGAACCUGCUGCUGGCCAAGGUGCGCAGCCGGGGACACGUGGCAGUUGCAGUGGCCACAUCCGGCAUCGCAGCCAGCCUGUUGGAGGGCGGCACGACUGCCCAUCAUCGGUUCAAGAUCCCUCUGCAGCUGCAUCCUGACAACGAGAACGUCUGCGGCAUUGAUCGCCGCUCUCCCGAGGCCGACUACCUUCGCCGCUGUCGCCUCAUUGUAUGGGACGAAGCGGCCAUGACGAACCGGCGCGCCACUGAGGCGGUCGACCGGGCUCUCCAAGACGUCCGCGACAGUGGUGAAGCGCGGCGGCGCGCAGAGGUUGUUGACGCCUGCCUCAAGUCAUCGCCCAUGUGGCCUCGGAUCGACACCAUGGAGCUCGCGACCAACAUGCGGGCGUUGAACGGCGACGAUCAGGCCGGUGAGUUCGCCAACUUCCUGCUGCGCGUCGGCGACGGCCGGCUGCCCGUCGUGGCACAGCCCUCGGUGCAGGUGCCCGAGUUGGUGGUCAGUCCGGCGCGCAGUCUCGCCGCCUUGGUCGAUCGCAUUUUCCCUGACAUGGCCGGGCGACACCGUGAUGAAGAGUGGCUGCAUGAGCGCGCCAUCCUCUCGCCGCUAAAUGCGACCGUUGACAGGGCGAAUGAGGCCGCGCUGGCCCUUCUGCCCGGCGAAACAGUCACGUACGCUAGCGUCGACACCAUCAGUGACGACGACAACGAGGAUCACGGGCCUCCGGUGCCCACCGAGGUGCUCAACGCGAUCGACGUGUCGGGCAUGCCGUCGCAUCGACUUCAGGUCAAGGUCGGCGCCCCGGUCGUGUUGAUGCGCAACCUCGACGCUCCGCGCGUCGUGAACGGCACGCUGUGCACGCUGCGCGCCGCGCCCAACGUGCUCGAGCUGCGAAUCGCCAGUGGAGUCGCGCGUGGCGAGACGCUGUUUUUGCCGCGCCUCCCUCUGGUGGUGUGA